UUCAGCCAAUCACAGCACACAUUGGCAUGUUUCCGGAAGCACACACGUGUUUGGUCCUUCACUUCAACGAUGCAGAGACAGUAACGUUGUAACAAAACAAAACAGAUUUUGUGACACUUUAAUACAAUCUCUGCCUUGGGGAGUUAUUUCGGGAUGGUCUGGACAAGCAGAGUUUGUUUCCGGAAGUAUGGCAACUUUGUGGAUAAUAUACGGCUUUAUGUGAGGGGUGGGAGUGGAGGAAUGGGUUUGCCCCGUUUAGGGGGACUUGGGGGAAAUGGUGGAGACAUUUGGGUGGUGGCCAAAAAAGACAUUACACUGAAGCAAAUCAAGGACAAGCACCCUAACAAACGAUUCACUGCAGGUGUUGGUUCAAACAGCAGUAUUCAUGCUCUGAGAGGGGCUAAAGGAGAGGACAGUCAGGUCUUUGCACCUGUUGGGAUCAGUGUUACAACAGACGAUGGGAGAAUCUUGGGAGAGUUAAACUGUGAAGGAGACAAUCUUUUGGUGGCCAAAGGGGGUCAUGGUGGCUCUCUUCACUCUGGGUUCUUACCCAGUAAAGGUCAAACCAGACAGAUACGGCUGGACCUUAAACUCAUUGCAGAUCUGGGACUUGUAGGGUUUCCCAAUGCAGGCAAAUCCUCCUUGCUGACUGCCUUGUCGCAUGCUAAACCAAGAAUUGCCAGCUACCCCUUUACAACUUUAAGACCUGAAAUUGGAAAGGUUAUGUAUGAUGAUCACAAGCAGGUUUCAGUAGCAGACUUACCAGGACUCAUUGAAGGUGCUCACAUAAAUAAAGGCAUGGGACACAAGUUUCUCAAGCAUGUGGAGAGAACCAAGCAGCUCAUGUUUGUGGUCGACAUCUGUGGGUUUCAGCUAGCUAGUAACACCCCGUUUAGGUCUGCAUUUGAAACCGUGCUGCUUUUAAACAAGGAGCUGGAGUUGUAUAAUGAGGAACUGUUAGGGAAGCCAGCGAUCCUGGUCAUAAAUAAGAUGGACCUCCCCGAGGCUCAGGGCCGUCUCCGAGACCUGGAAACUCACUUAGAGAACCAGGAAGAAUCAAGCCAUCUCUUUCCUGAGGAUGUCAUCCCUAAAAGCCUAAUGCGUUUCACGCACGUCGUCCCAGUCUCUGCCACAACUGGCCUUGGUCUGCCCUUGCUCAAGUCUCUCAUCCGCCAAUCACUUGAGGAACAGAACAUCAUAGAAACUGAUGGUCAGCGCAGUGAGAGGCUACUUAAGUUGAGAAGGGAGAUUCCCACUUCCUCCAUACCUAGCUGGGGGAUUUCUCAGCCGACCUGAGAUCCCACAUAUAGGUUUGUGUAUGGCAACCCAUAAAUGAUCCUCAGGGAUACUGUUGAACAUUUGCGGACAUGUGAAAUAUGUAAUUAUAUGCAGUUAAAGAGCAUUCAACAGAACACAAACAGCACAUUUCACUUAAAUCAGUCUGUGUUGUAUAGACUAGUAUCUGUGCCUGAUAUGUACCAAAAUGCUGACCUUUGUGUCUGGGUAAGCUUUAAUGUAAUGCAUUGCUUGAAGUUGGUUUUAGCUGCUCUCCCAGUCUGAUCAUGCUGGUCUGGUUUGCUGGUUUUAAAGGUGUUUUGUUAACUUGUCAGCUGGUCUACUAGAUAUUCCAUCUGAACAGGCUGGGAGCCAAGAUUAAAAACUGGUCAAUACAAAAAAUUAUAUAUAU
Molecule: messenger RNA, 1687 nt
Organism: Sinocyclocheilus grahami
Lineage: Eukaryota; Metazoa; Chordata; Actinopteri; Cypriniformes; Cyprinidae
Gene: gtpbp10
Product: GTP-binding protein 10 (putative)
Exons: 10
Coding region: 154-1296 (380 amino acids)
Cellular component (GO): mitochondrion
Molecular function (GO): GTPase activity; magnesium ion binding; GTP binding
Source: RefSeq, a predicted model, not a curated record